This is a messenger RNA of Amphiprion ocellaris (clown anemonefish), 2942 nucleotides long. It is a transcript of the gene emd, whose product is annotated as emerin. The record is from RefSeq and is a predicted model, not a curated record. NCBI's taxonomy places the organism in Eukaryota, Metazoa, Chordata, Actinopteri, Pomacentridae. The transcript has 7 exons. The coding region runs from base 150 to 662 and encodes 170 amino acids.
CUAGGCUAGGCUAGGCUAGGCUAGCUGGGUGAUCCGUAGGUGUGCCGAGUUACGUGGGUCGGACAUCGGCAGGAGUUCCGCCCCCUCUGCUGCUCUCUCUGCUCAGCUCCCUGCUGCUUCUCAGCCCGCAGCUCCUGAAGUCUUCCAAGAUGUCUCUGAGUGAGAAAAGUAAUGAAGAGAUCAGCAGUUUGCUGACUGAGUACGGCAUCAAACAUGGGCCCAUUGUUGGCUCCACUCGGAAGCUGUAUGAGAAGAAGCUUGAGAAGGCGAUGGAGGAGGCUCCAGUGAAGCCAUCUUCUGACAAGACGUACUACAGAGAGGAAGAGGAGGAAAUUACCUACGUCACAUACCACAAUCCGGCUCAGGAGGAGGUUUACACCAACGUGCUGAAACGACGAGGCAACGCUCUGCCAGGCGAAGAAGAAGAAGAUGAAGAAGAAGAAGACGAGGAAUCCGACCAAGAUACUGAGCCUCCUGUUCAGGUGACCUACAGAGCAGCCAAUCGCAGCGCAGUACGAUCCGGUGGUCGGUCCGAAGCGACCAGAAAGACAUCAGGAGGAGGUCUAUGGAAGGUGAUUCGUAUGCUGCUGCUGUUAGCGGUGUUAGCAGCCGUUUGCUACUACGCCUACUGCCACCUGAUGAACAAUGACAAAACCCUUUAAAGAUUCAAUGAUCUGAUUCUGUAUCCGUUCAGGACAGACCUCCGCUAUCAUUGUUUACAGUUUUCUUCAUAUCAACAACCAACUGUUCAUCCAAAUUACUUCAGACUGCGUUGGGUCAUGAAAACGUUAAAAUUCAAACUCAGAUUGUUCGAUAUAACCGGCACCUCUGAGAGACAGUCUUCUCUCUACAACUGUUUAUCUCACAGUUGUUUGUUAGUCGAUUAAACUGACAACAAAUUCACGAAUUUUUCUAAAGAUUAUUUUUUAUUACUUAAUUAUUACACAUAUAAAUGACCAAAAGUGAAUAUCAAAAACUCGUCUAAGUAAUGUUUGAGUAUUUUAUACACUUUAAUCUCAUUACCACGUCGCCGCUGUAGCUUGACGUUAAUAUCAUUAACAGACUCAAUCAGAAGAAUGUAUGACCUCGAUUAAAUUAAUCACCAAAUCAAUAUUUUGACUCAAGUACUUGACUUAAAAUCAUUUCAAUGUGGACUGACUUCACCCCUGCAGUAGUAUGCAGUUAAAAUAAUAGCUGGAAACAACGAGAGGGACAAAUUUGGGUAUCAAAAUGGACAUUUAAAAAAAAAAAGAUGGUGUUCAACAUUCCAAAAGCUAUUUCCUGCCAAAAUCAGUGUAAAAAAUCUAAUAAAAAAAUCUGGAAUGAAUAUGACAAUAACAGUUUAAACUACAGCUACUCUACUCAGAAGUACAGCAGUAUUGCACAAAUAUCAAAAUAACCAUCAAAUUUAAAUACUGAUUAAGGAGUCGUCCCCCACUUUGUGAUUUUUUUUUUUGGCAACCAGGAUUCUUCCUUGUCUGUUUUUGCAUUGGCAUCGGAUAAAGAAAAUACCUGAAAUGUUACCUCAAGUCAUUUUCUCUUUCAUACAAGGACAUUAAAGUAAGAUAAAAUAUAAAAAUAUAAACCGGCAGGUAGAUGGUGUAACUUUGCAUUGCCAUAAGAGCAGCAGUGAAGGAUUUACUGUAAACGGAGAAACAUUUAAAGUGAUAACACUAAAAGAACAUGUUCACCAUGUUUAUAAUCCAAAUAGCCUGUUUGUGAAGGUAAACAGGACGGUGUUGUCUGUCUCAUUAAGCUCUGGGAUGCUUUCUGCAGCAGGUAUAAUCCAGUUUACUUUGCUUACAGAGCACCACACUGCUGACCUCUGUGUGUGAAGUUUCUUGUCAUUUUGUUUUUAUUGGGUGUUGCCAAGUUUGAAAAUGGUCAGAUUAACAGUUACUGAACAAAACAAAGAGGCAGAUUCCUUCAUUCCUUCAUUCCACUACUUCUCCUUUAAUGUCUUAGUGGAGUUUUUCCUCAUUCCAGUACACAGUUCCACCACUGUGGAGCCUAGAAACACUCUGGUAGAACAGUAAUAUGACAAUCAAUAAAGCUUUAAAUGCUGCCAAUGUUCUAUGUUUCUGUUGCAGUGUUGCCAGAUCCUAUCAAAUGACCAAAACGAGAUGUAGUCUGCAUUUCCAAGCCUUAUACAUAUUGUUAUGUGCCAAAGAGUGGCAUUGCUGCCAAAGAAAAGAUAAAAACAAAAACAGUGAGCUUCAGUGCUGCAUUGGAUGAACACACUGGUUAAUUUGGGACCAUGCUACCAUAUACUGUAUAAAAGAUGGACGUAGCCACAGUAACGUCACUUUUUCUUGUGUAGAUUAUUGUUUUAAAGCCUCGAGUCAGCAUUUAAGGGCUCGAGAACGCUAUGCAAGGCGUUACAGUAGCGGUUUGUGAGUUCUCAACGUAGCCCUGCCCUGAAACAUAACCUGCUUUAUCAUCUAUUUUUACCAUAAUUUACAAAAUUUACCAUUUUUUGCACAAAAAGUCUCAAAACUAGCAAUUGGUACCAUAAAAGGGUCAGGAAAAUGAUUACUAUGGCAGUAAAUCAAGUGAGAAUUUGGGUAUUCUGAUAUAAUUCGGUUUUGUUUUGCUACCAGAAGAGUCGCCACCUGGUGGCUGGUUAAAAGAAUGCAGGCUUCAAGUACUUGUGAGUUGGUUUCACUUUUUAGACUGCAAAGCUACAUCUAUUUUUUUUAAAACAGUCUACAGCUGGUGCCCCAAAUACGUGUGCUUUAAUAUAAACGCACUACUUCCUCUAAUUAUUACUAAAAAAUAAAUACAGUGGUCAGUUGUUUUAGGAAAUUGCUGAGCCGUUUUUUUGUUUUUUUUUUAGAAAGAACAUAUAUACAGAUAAAAAGUAGCCACAGUUUGGGUUCUUUCAUGGGAUUUGUCGAUAAAGAACUUCCUUCAGGAAUAAUAAAAUGUUGUUUCAUCGUUGA